Messenger RNA from Monascus purpureus, 936 nucleotides. The record is from the annotation of a GenBank genome assembly. Lineage: Eukaryota; Fungi; Ascomycota; Eurotiomycetes; Eurotiales; Aspergillaceae.
AUGCCUCCAGACCAGGUGUCAUAUCCCAAUAUGACGAAGGAAGAUCCUUCAAUUCUACUGCUUCUCGUCCUGGCGGCUCAUGAGGUAGAGCUAGACUACGAGAAGAUGUCAGAGCUGAGCUGCAAGCUCCCCGACAUCAAUCAGCAGUCUACCUCCCUUGAACUUCGAGCUAAUACAUACAGUCUGGUCGAGCUAGCGAAACAGUUGCGGAGGUUUCGUCCGUCGAACAGACAGGAACCUUUCUCCACUUCCCAGAGAACGCAAGAGCAUUUAUUGUUCCGCUCUAGUGAGGAACGUUCUAUCGCUGGAGACAGACCGUCGUCAUCGGCAUCAACAUCACCGGAUCCAGAGUCGGCAUCAGAACCAUCCCUGGAAUCGUCAUCAUCAGCUCAUCGGAACCUCCCUGUAUCAAGUGCGGUCAACUGCGUUGGCCGAAAUUUUAUUGAUAGAAGAUUGCUAGCGCAGCCACCAUCGCCAUCGUCGCCGUCGACAGCAACGUCAAGACACUUCUCGGAGACUCCAAUUCAUCCUGCCUAUUACUUCCACUCUUGUCGCAGUCGAGGCCACAUAAUUCGCAACGCUCGUUUGGCUCCUGAAUCUGCAACAUCCACCACUGGUAAUGGAAACAGGAACAUUCCUAGGGCGGAUGGUAACCACCAGAGUCGCGUACAAAACCGCAGGGGAAGCAGAAGGAACAAAAGAAAUAGGAAAGGAGCCACCCCUGCGUUCAAUUGGCGUGAAAUUGCAAGUGAUCCUGAAGGCAGUUACCAAAGUGACUCCUCUUCCGUCAGCGGACGAGUCUGGAUAGCAGGCAAGGAUAGUGCGGACGAUGUCAAUCCAGCAUGGGCCUGCUUGUCAACUUGGUCAUUAGUUCCAAGCAAGGAAAGGGAUGAUGACUCUACAUCUGUUGGAGGAGGCGUCUGGGUGGAGAUUUGA